CUCCAGAGAAACCCCGUCUCAGAAAAAAAAAAAAAAAAGUAGAUCCUUGGAACCAGUGGUGGAAAAGUUGUACUCUGUUCAUGAGCUAUGGCACUCUACCCGUACAUCAUAUACACGCAAUACUUGUUAAAUGGUAGGAUGGACUUACCCCCGUGUGUGUGGUGUGAGCUUAGGGGUUCCAUCCUCUGAUGACUUGUCUCACUAAGCACUGAGCAGCCAAACAAACACUUUCUGAGCCCCACCCCAAAUGGCCUGUGAGGUAGUUGCUAAAGGUUCUUGUUCCCCAAGGAUGAAAUUUGGUGAUCUGUCACCUUAAUCCUAAUAGUGGCUAAAUUGGGCUUAUAGUGUCAGCUACUUGGGAAGCUGACACAGGAUUACGUUAGACUAUCUCAUGACUUUUUUUUCUAAAAGAAGGUUUGGGGAUAUGUAGACCUUGGGUUUUUUGGUGGUUUGGUUGUUUGGCCUAGCAUGCAUGGAUCCUUAGGUUCUGUCCCCAGCAAAGAAUUUAGUGUGGCCAUCCUGGGAAGAAUGAGGCCAGUGUCCUAGGACCCUUCAAGAAACUAACAGGAAAGGACAGAGUUCCAAGUCCACAAUACCACAAGGGCUUAAUGUCCCAUCUGCUGUCACUGUGAGUGAUAAAACCCAAGACUCUUGGGUCUUGCCCUACCCCAAAACUACCUUCACAAGAGAGAUGUCAGGGCAGAGUUGCCGUGUCCCUGUGUGCUCCUGAUGAGUUCAGUGAUUAUUUCCCAUCCUUCUGUUUAGUUGCUGCUGGUAAUAUUUUUAAUUUAUGUGUAUGAAUGUUUUGCUUGCAUGUCUGUAUGUAGUAUGUAUGUGUGUGCAUGUGCACCAUUUGCAUUCUUGGUGCCACUCCUCUGAAACGAGUUACAGAUGUUAUGAGCCAUGAAUCAAACCUGGGUUCUCUGCAAGAGCAGCAAGCGCUCUAAACCGCUGAGCCACCUCUUGCAAUACUUUUAUGUAGUCUUUUUGGCUGUCUAUUAGAAGGGUUCCUGAUUUGCACAGUCUGACAUAUCUAUAGUAGCAGAAAUGUUUCACAUGUGAAGAGCAAAACCCUUCUAUCCUGAGAUCUUUGGACUACUACAACAGUGACUUCAACUCUAAUGAAACAGGAAAUAUGGACUGCUUCCUAACAACAGUCUCCUCCAUGCUUCUCUAUGCCAACACCAUCUGGACCCACUCUGGGGAAGAGGUGGAAAGUGAAGGAAGCAUUGGACGUGCUCACUCUCCUAAAAAUAAGCUGGGGCCAUCAGGAUAACCAGCAUAGGGGCAGAGCUGCCCACAUCACAUCUGUUUGGGAGGGGCUCUCCAUCCCUGGAGGUGUUGGAAUAAACAACAGAUAUUAAGGCAGAAUAUAGCAACUGAGGUCUAGAUGAGCUGUUUCUGGAUCCCACCUGCUCAGAUUCCAUGCAUCUGUUUGAAUCACUAAAAGAUGGGUUUGUAAUUGAGAAACCAUGUGUUCUAAUAGAUUUACCACUUUAAGACUUAACCAUCUUGGAAUCUUAAAUAAGAAGAGUCUGAAUAGAGAUAAAAGAAAAAGGAGUGAUUGUUGUGCGCUGGUGUGUAUAAAGAGGCUUUUAUGAUUCUGGCAAUCCAUCUUUUUUCUGACUAAUCUUGUCCCUGAGAACACAAAAUGUGAUUAAAACCUUUGAGGUCAGACAGAACACAUGUAAACAAUACCUAAAAUCUGCAUAAAUUUAAACUUGAUCACAGCGAUUGGGAGAACUUACCAUUUAACUAUUUUUCAUCUGGACUAGGAAUCUUUAGAUUUGGCUGAUGGCUACCACCUAAGAGCCAAAUAGACCUGUUUCCUUUUCUGAGAAAUAUGGGGAAAAAUUAAAAUCCAGAAUGUAAGGGAAGUGGUGCACUGAAGAAAACAAUUAGAAGACAUUAAUUAGUACCCACUCUACUAGGAACUGGUUCAUUCUAGAGCACAGGGUCUCUUAAACCCUUGAAUUAUCAACUCUCUGUGUUGUUACAGCCGUGGUGCCAGAAUAAGAACCAAUAAAAAAGUAGAGGUCUGGUAGAGACAUGUGAGUUAGGGAAAGGAAUGCACAAGAGGAGCCAGUGACCUGCUCAGAUCAACACAACAGGAAACAUUGUCGAACCUUAGAGCAUGGCAUGACACCGUCUUCCAUUGUUGAAUGGAAGCGCAGGAGGUACACAUCAUCAGCCAGCGGCAGUGGGUCACCCAAAGGCUGAAAUGGCUGGGGUCCUUCAUGCCAGGCCAGACCCCGCGUGGUGCCAGGUUUCCUUGUUCUGGCUGUGCGUGCUCUUCACCCAUCCUAGGAGAGUUUGCCAAAACUCCUGAAAUCCCCUUCUCCAAAGAUGGGACCCGGGUGUGUGCGGGGAUGCACCUUGCCUGAUGUAGACCACUCAGCUGGAGGUCCAUCAGGCUGGCUGCUGCUCUCGGCUCUGUGAUUCCCAGAAUACUGUAAGAAUCUCCACCCAAUUCUCCCGAGAAGCUAGCGGGUUUCGUGGGGAAGAGGCAAUUAAGCCUGUAUCCCCAGGACUCCGACAGAAAGCAAAGGGGCAACCUGGGUCCACUGCCGCUCAAACCUGGCGGCUAAGGAGCUCUGCGCGCACUCUGCAGGGAACGGGCCCGCCCCCCCGUGUGCGCAGGCGCGCGCCGCACCAGAUUCCCACGGUCACUUGGCGCGCGCUGCACCCGCUAGCCUUGCAGGUAAGCACGGGUCUCUGGGCUCGGACUGGGUGCUCUGGGGACGUCACACCCCAGUCCCGGACGGCAUGGCGAGAGCUAGUGUCCUGCGGGCCCCGCCCCAGGUCCUUUCCCAGCUCCUACCACACCGACCGCGGACUGGGGAGGUGGCUCUGCAGAACCAGGGCUGGGCGCUGCUUGUGGGCGCUGCGGGAUGCCGGGCGAGCAGCCGAGCCCACCGGCACUGCUAUCUACAUCCAGAGCCGCGGCGAGGGCAGACGCUCGGCCUUGCGAAGAGAUGCAAAUCAAUUAAGAGUUUCCAUUAAUGAGAGGGUGUGUGGAGGGCGAGUUUGAGGUUUCCACAGGCCAUUUUAGCAAACUUUCCGCUGUCAAUGAUUUUCAAUAUUUUUAACAAAAAACAGGGUUUUUAAAAUAUUGGCUAUAAAGGGGGGGGGACUAACGAAUUCCGCCAUUUUGGCGUUUAAAAAAAGUAACCCUUCAGCAGAGCGAGCGGAUGGAUCAGUGACCGCCCCGCCCGCGACUGUCUGCAUUAGUCUAGAGAGGCGGGUGGCGUCUUUGGACACUCCAACAGCACAUUCCACCCGCUAGAGUCUAGGUUGCAGCUUCGGCGAGGGCGAGCUGGGACCGCCUCCCCCCGCCAAGUUUUCUGUGUGCCUCCAGCACUAUCUCCCCUGUCUCCAACACCUACCAGUGGGGCGUUUAUUGGAUGUCUGCUGUAUACGAGGCCUCGAAAGGCUCUGGGUGGAAUGUGUGUGGAAAGCUUGACAGACAGCAAGAGACAGCAGCACAAACACGUUCGAAAAAUUGUUUAUUGAACUACUCUCAUUUUAAGUAGGAUUCCCUGGAAACAGAUUUAAGUGUAGGUUUAUGAGAGUAGCCUUGUGAAGCCAGCAAGAUGGAACAGAGACGGUGAAAUGGUGAUGUAGUCUCAACAGAGGCCCCAGCCUGUGGAGCAGGAAGCCCUAAACCUGAGCUGGCCCUGUAGACGCCUGGAAUGAAGGUAAAGGGGUGGGACUUUGACAGCCCUCUAUCAACGGAGAGAACAUUUGAGCGAGAGUUCCCCUGGCUAAUUCCGCGGAACCUGAGGCUGAUGGCUGACAAUUGUCUCCACUAGCCUCCAGAAGGGGGUCUCAUCUGACUCCCCUCCCGUCUCACUGCAGGCGUUCUCACACUGGCACUGGAUCUCCUUUGCCCCCCCAACCUGUAAUUGUUAUGGUGCUCCAAGGCUCCACUCUUUCCUCUGAAGCCCCUUCUAUAUCUUAAAUACUAUCUGUAGUCAAUAACUUCCGAAUAUCUCCAGUUCCAACCUCAUCCUUUAAAAGAUAAGCCUCAUGAGAGUCCUUUGUCUUGGUAGCACCUAUGUCCCCAGAGCAUAGAACAGUGCUGGCACUUCGUUGGUUCUCCAGGACUUGCUGAGAGCAGACGUCAAGCCCCCAUCAGAAAGGUCAUCUUCAGCUACUUCUCUGUGACACCUGCCACACGACUCUUUGAAUAAGCAGCCACUCUAAGACCCAGGUUCAGUUCCCAGCACCCACACUGUGUCUGACAACCAUCUGGAACUCCAGUUUCAGGAGGAUCAAAAGCCCUCUUCUGGCCUCAGCAGGUACUGCAUGCACAUGGUGCUCAGGCAUCCAUUCCAGCAAAAGCAACUGUACACAUAAAAUAAAAGUAAAUAUUUCUAAGUAGUAUAAACACAAGCUGUGAAAAGCAAAAUAAAUUGGAAUUGAAAUUUGGAGAUUCUGGAUUUUUAUAAACUCAAAUUUUAAAAACUCAUCUUGUUUGGUUUGAAUGCUUUAAUUAAUCAGGUCACAUAUCUGACCUUAUCUACUUACCUGUUUAUACCGUAGCUUUAUACUUAUAAUGAUAGACAACUGUAAUAUAUUCCAUUUUAGAGAGGAGACACUUGGAAAUAAAUGAACACAGGAACAGCAAGAAAGAGAGGGAGGGUGGGCACAAGACCACACCCAUUGCAACCUGAUUUUACAAGUAGGCAGUGUCCAUGGUAUUGGCUAGAAGCUGUCAAACUCCCUGGCGUUUCUGUCUAAAGGGAGAGGAUUGCUAUUUGUUGAAGCCCUGCUGGUAUCGAUACUUCACAGCCAACAUUCACCAAAGCCCCUUCAGACUCAUGCGGAUGGAGGGGCUCCCGGAAAUGGAGAUACUAAGGACACCGAAGGGGUCUUCGUCAGGGGAGGUCAGUGUGCACCUGCUGGCCAGAGACAGCAUAGGCUUACGUCCUCACCUACCUGCAACUGCCUUUAUUAUUCCUACCAAUGCCGCCACCCUUGGUCUGCCCAGCACUGGCCUGGAUGUGCCCUAUCCCCGGGAGCAAGUCCAUGUGGGCGCCCUGGAGCGGGUGACGAGCAGCGAACCAAUUUCUACCACCAUUGUGCCACAGCUAAGCACGGGGCCAGGGACCAAUAGCACAGUCAGGCUUCUGGAUUGGACAGGGGUUCCCACACCUUCAACUGGGAGUGGCCUACGGUUUCGGAUAAGCGAGUACAUGCCCCUGAAUAUGAUGGGAGUAGAGCGACCACCAAGCCCGGAACGGCAGCGAGAAGUCCUGGUUGGACAUGAAGGUGGCCCUAUCGGAGGCAGUAUGGGCACCCAGAACCCCGAUGUCCACCGGAACCCUCAAGAAGUCACCUCUCAGGAACCCCCAGAAGACACGAGCUCUAGAGAGUGCCAGACUUUUGGGCCUCAACAAGGCACUGCACCAGACCUUGGUUCUUCGGGAGACCACUGCCCUCCACCUUUCCAGAAGCGAUCAGUCAUAGUAAAGAAUUCAGCCUGUACCAUCGCUUCUGAGCUCCUAAAACCCAUGAAGAAGAGGAAACAUAAGGAGUACCAGAGUCCAUCAGAGGAAUCAGAGUCAGAAGCCAUGAAGCAAGAAGAAGGAAAAGAUGCAGAAAGACAGCCCACCACCAGCACGCCAGAGAGUGAAGAGUGCAGAAGCCAGUUGGGGUCUGGUGAGAAGAAGGAAGGCUGGUCCUGGGAGUCCUACCUGGAGGAGCAGAAGGCUGUCACUGCCCCAGUCAGCCUCUUCCAGGAUUCUCAGGCAGUCGCCCACAACAAGAAUGGCUUCAAACUGGGCAUGAAGCUGGAAGGCAUUGACCCUCAACACCCAUCCAUGUACUUCAUCCUCACUGUGGCUGAGGUGUGUGGCUACCGCCUGCGCCUGCACUUUGAUGGGUAUUCUGAGUGCCGUGACUUCUGGGUCAAUGCCAACUCCCCUGACAUUCAUCCUGCUGGUUGGUUUGAGAAGACUGGACAUAAACUGCAGCCUCCCAAAGGUUACGAGGAGGAAGAGUUCAGCUGGAGCCAGUACCUGUGCAGCACGAGAGCCCAGGCAGCCCCCAAGCACCUGUUUGUGAGCCAGAGUCACAGUUCUCCUCCAGUGGGCUUCGAGGUGGGCAUGAAGCUGGAGGCUGUGGACCGAAUGAACCCAUCCCUCGUCUGUGUGGCCAGCGUGACUGAUGUGGUGGACAGUCGCUUCCUGGUGCACUUUGACAACUGGGAUGACACUUAUGACUACUGGUGUGAUCCCAGCAGUCCCUACAUCCACCCGGUAGGCUGGUGCCAGAAGCAAGGAAAGCCCCUCACCCCUCCACAAGACUAUCCAGACCCUGAUAGCUUCUGCUGGGAGAAAUAUCUAGAAGAAACCAGGACCUCAGCUGUGCCCACUUGGGCCUUCAAAGUGAGACCCCCUCACAGCUUCCUGGUCAACAUGAAGCUGGAGGCUGUAGAUCGACGGAACCCAGCGCUGAUUCGGGUAGCCAGUGUGGAGGAUGUGGAGGACCAUCGGAUAAAGCUCCACUUUGAUGGCUGGAGUCACAGCUGUGACUUCUGGAUUGAUGCCGACCACCCAGACAUCCACCCUGCAGGCUGGUGCUCCAAGACAGGACAUCCCCUGGAGCCUCCUCUCCGGCCCAGAGAGUCCAGCUAUGCCUCACCUGGGGGCUGCCUUCCUCUCAACCACAGGAGCCCACCCCACACAAAGCCCUCCAAACACAACUUACACCAGCGGAAGUGCCCCACUCCUGGCUGUGAUGGUUCCGGUCAUGUCACAGGCAAGUUCACAGCUCAUCACUGCCUCUCUGGCUGCCCGCUGGCGGAGAGGAACCAGAGCCGGCUGAAGGCAGACCUGUCUGACUCAGAGACAGCAGCCAAGAAGAAGAACCUGUCUAAUUUAUCCCCAAGGAAGAAGCCCCGCCAUCAUGGCCGGAUUGGACGCCCUCCAAAGUCUCGCAAGAUUCCGCAGGAAGAUUUCCAAGCCCUCCCUCCCAGUGUGGUACACCAGUCCCUCUUCGUGUCAACCCACCCCGACCGCUCUUUCUCUAUGGGCUGGGAGCAGCACUGCAAGCUCCUGCCAGGAGUGGCGGGCAUCUCAGCCUCCAUGGUCUCCAAGUGGACCAUCGAAGAGGUCUUUGGCUUCGUUCAGACCUUGACGGGCUCUGAGGACCAAGCGCGCCUCUUCAAAGACGAGAUGAUUGACGGCGAGGCCUUGCUUUUGCUGACACAGGCGGACAUUGUGAAGAUCAUGAAUGUCAAGCUGGGCCCAGCCUUGAAGAUCUAUAACGCCAUUCUCAUGUUCAAAAACACUGACGACACCUUUAAGUGAUUGGCCAGGUGGACCCUCCUCCCACCCGUGCCGGGCUCCUCCUCCGAUGGUGCUCCUUUCCUGCACCCUUGUCCUCAUGAUCUGACUAGGGCUGGCCCUUCCUAGAAGGUGGAUGGGAGCAGAGGAGCCUGGGCAAGGGAGUCUUGGUCCUCAGUCCUGGACUCCAUUUGUCUCCAGUUUGCCCCGGUGAGGGUGUGACUGAACUGAGGCCAGACUGAUAGAAAGACUGCAGGUAUCCUGGCUAGGGUAGCCUACAUCUUCAGCUACCUUGGUUACUGUCUUAGGAGUUAGGAGGAGCUGGUCCAGUUGGCACCCUCUACUCAGACACGAGUCAUUUUUGGCAUCUAUGUGCUUUCUUCUCCCUGGCCCCUCCCCUCCCGCUAAGAAAUGGCCAUGACUUUGGCAUACAUAUUUACACGUAAAAGGUGCCUCCUCCAUUUUUACUGUUGGCUGUGUACCCUUCCUCUGCUGCCCGGUCCAGCCAGACCCCAUGGCUCAUCUCCUGUAGAUGUGUAAGUCUCGGAAAUACGGGAGUUUCCCAUUGGGAGCCUGUGGCUGUUUUUUCCCCUGGCCUCUAGGUGGAGAUCCAGAGCCAAGGCACCUUCCCAAACAUGUUCAGUUGAGGACCACUCAGCAUUGGAGUGGCCAGGUCCGGGGCUUAGUUCCAGCAGAGUGAGCAGAUGGUUAGAGCCCAGGUUAAAAUAAAUGGAGCCCAUUCCCUGAUGCCACCUACACACCAGCAGAUGCAAUCUGCUGGGCAUGGGGAAGAUGCAGGCUGGACUGAUAGGCAGUGCAGGUUAGGAUGUCAGACACAUUGGAGUCCUUGGCCUGAAGGGUAGCUCCAGAGAGCAUCCUCUCUGUUUCUGUGGUUCUCGGGCAAGAUAUUACACAAGUGAGAGGCCCCCGCUGGCCUAGCCUCCUGCCGGGAGAGGGUAGCCCUGUCUAGCACACAACCCCUGUGACAUCACAUUCACUGUGUCCCUUAAACAUUUCUCAUUUUGCUCUUGAGUCUAAGAAAGGCCACUUACAGUACAGAGUUGGGAAGUUCCCUCUCAAGUCCUUGAACUCUCUGGUCCCGUAAGCCCUUUCAACUGUCUCUCACUGCCAGCUGGCUCCUUGCUGGGGCAAGUGGAGGUUCAGUUUCCACUUAACUACUGCCAAACUCACCCCAAGCCUAUGUGGGGAGCACCAGAGCCCAGCAGAAGCCACCCCGCCCAUAAGUGGAAGUCAGUGCCAAGCUUCAUCUGGUGCUGAGAUAGCCUGCAGGCUGAAGAGCAGGGUCGUCCCCCAGUCCAGUACACUUGUAAGCUCUGUGGUGUGUGUGUGUGUGUGUGUGUGUGUGUGUGUGUGUGUGUGUGUGUGUACGUAAGUGUUGGUCACUCAACAGAUUCUAUCAGGCGCCGGUGUGAGGUGUGAUGUUGGAAAUACUAAGGGCUAUUGUUAAACUAUGAAGUUUAUUAUUUCCUCAGAAGUGAGAAACCAAAAGUUCUGUUGAUUUCCUAUUUCAUCCCUUUGGGGACCUCCCCUCCCUAGGCCAGACAGCUUCUGGGGGACAGCCGUUUGACACCCUGAGGAAAGAGCCUCAGAUUGCCUUUCCCUUUCAGCCCUCAAGGGCAACUCUGAGUACAGCCUUUCUGGGAGGGCAUUGGGCAAGACCCGCCAAGGGGGAGGGAGGGCUAGGUUAAUAGGUAGGACAUCACUGUCCCCUUGCUGGGAGUAAGGAGGAGCCCGCCUCUGCUCUCUCAGCUGUCCAGGUUGCUGUGGAACCUGCCACCUUGUCUUUAGCCUACCCGUCCCUCACUGACUGGUCUGUCUGAGAAGUCAAGAAGUUCCGUGUUCUUGACUGGUGUUGUGAGACCACACAGCUCCCACGGAGAGCGACAGCAGCCGUUGACAUGUGGCUCUGCCAGUAUGGAAAAGGCCAGAUGGACAAACUGGCUGGAGAAGAGGGUUCGCAGGCCUCCCAACCUCCGAGACCUCAGAAGCUCUGCACUCACAUUAGACUCUGGAAAGAAACUGAAUCACAAAAAAAAAGUCAAAAGAAAUCUGCCUUCUGACCAUUCCACCACCCAUUGGGUCCCCUGAUGAGAGCAUUGCACCUUGACCUGGGAGAACAGGAGGAGAGGGAGUGGGUGGCUGUUUCUGGCACCCUGUACUCUGGUCUCUAGCAACCCGAGCCACUUACACGUUGUUCCCGGCAGGCUUGUCCAGCCUCUGCCCAGCCCUGGCCUAGGACAGGGAUGAACUUUCUGCUUAAUUCCUAAGGCAGACAGAACAGUUACAGAGUUUGAAAACAAGGCCUGUUUCCACUUUCAUUCACACGUACUACGAUGGGGUUACAUUUUUGUUCUUGUUCUGUGUGUGUGUGUGUGUGUGUGUGUGUGUGUGUGUGUGUGUGUGUGUAUGGGUGUGUGUGUGUGUGGUGUAUGAGUGUGUUCUCUUAAAUAUUCUUAAAGAAAAUACUCUGGUUUAAACUAAAGUGACUCUUGAGGGAGGAAACAUUACAAAGAAAAUACAGUAUGAUUUGUCUGUGUAUUGUAACAACAUUAAAUAAAUUCACAUCCUUGAACAGUC
Molecule: messenger RNA, 9890 nt
Organism: Mesocricetus auratus (golden hamster)
Lineage: Eukaryota; Metazoa; Chordata; Mammalia; Rodentia; Cricetidae
Gene: L3mbtl1
Product: L3MBTL histone methyl-lysine binding protein 1
Exons: 23
Coding region: 4698-7316 (872 amino acids)
Biological process (GO): regulation of DNA-templated transcription
Cellular component (GO): nucleus
Molecular function (GO): protein binding; zinc ion binding
Source: RefSeq, a predicted model, not a curated record